AUGGGGAGGUCUCCAUGCUGCGAGAGAGACCACACAAACAAAGGAGCUUGGACUAAAGAAGAAGACCAUAAGCUCAUCUCUUACAUCAAAUCUCACGGCGAAGGCUGUUGGCGUUCUCUCCCUGCCUCCGCCGGCCUUCUCCGCUGCGGUAAAAGCUGCCGUCUCCGGUGGAUUAACUACCUCCGUCCUGAUCUCAAGAGGGGUAACUUCACCCUAGAAGAAGAUGAUCUCAUCAUCAAACUACAUAGCCUCCUUGGAAACAAGUGGUCUCUGAUUGCGACGAGGUUACCGGGGAGAACAGAUAACGAGAUUAAAAACUACUGGAACACACAUGUAAAGAGGAAGCUUUUGAGAAGAGGGAUUGAUCCCACUACUCAUCGGCCGAUCAAAGCUCGUCGAGAAACGUCUGAAUCUAAAGAAACAGAGGACUCGCUUGUGAAGGUUCUCUCUUUUGGUUCUGAUUUGGAGAAAGAGGAAAGUUUUGGGGAGGAGAGAAGGUGUCAGAAGAGUCUGACUUGCCAAAAAGAGAGCUUAGAUUUGAAUCUUGAGCUUAGAAUCAGCCCUCCAUGGCAAGCAUGGCAAGACCAACAGCAACGUGAUGAGACAAAACUCUUGUUUGGGAGAAGGAAGUAUCUCUGCAGUGCGUGUCGUUUUGGGUUGGGAAACGGCAAGGAGUGUAGCUGUGGUAAUGUGAAACGUCAGAUAGAGGAAAGUAGUAGUAGCAGCUACUCUUCGAGCGAUAUUAGUAGUAGUGUUGUUGGUUAUGACUUCUUGGGUUUAAACACUAGUGUCUUUGAUUUUACUAGCUUGGAAAUGAACUGAAAUGAAAAAUACUAAAGAAGAUUAUUGAAAGCUCUGAUAUUAAAAACUGAACGUAUUCUUAUCUUUUCUAAUUUCAUCUUUACUCGACAUGAAUCAA
Messenger RNA from Eruca vesicaria subsp. sativa (arugula), 919 nucleotides. The record is from the annotation of a GenBank genome assembly. NCBI's taxonomy places the organism in Eukaryota, Viridiplantae, Streptophyta, Magnoliopsida, Brassicales, Brassicaceae.